AUGUUCCGCGAUUUGGGCUUCUCAAAACCUUCAACUCGAGAUGCAACACGCGUGCAUUGCGACGCUUUCUUCGACGCAUUAUUCGACUGGAACGCUGUGCUUUCUAGCGUCAGACUACCGGAUUCCUUAGUCGAAGUGAAGAAAGUUUUUGAGACUUUUGACUAUGAGCACAACGGAACAAUUCGAAGCGAAGAUUGGAACAAAAUUUAUCGUGUGAUUUGUAAGGGGAACAAAAAACUGGCCGAGUGGGAAAUUCGUGUGUUGCAACGAAGAUUUACGGGACAAACACAAGGCGAUGAAACGAUCGAUUACGCUCGUUUAAUCAUGUUUUUACUGGACUUUCAAUGGAGAAGCUGUUUCAAGCUCUUGAUACCGACAAGAAAGGGUACUUCAAUGCAGCGGAUUUGA
Molecule: messenger RNA, 408 nt
Organism: Phytophthora infestans T30-4
Lineage: Eukaryota; Oomycota; Peronosporomycetes; Peronosporales; Peronosporaceae
Exons: 3
Coding region: 1-408 (135 amino acids)
Molecular function (GO): calcium ion binding
Source: RefSeq, a predicted model, not a curated record